This is a messenger RNA of Rhinolophus ferrumequinum (greater horseshoe bat), 1314 nucleotides long. RefSeq names its product transmembrane protein 107 (gene TMEM107). Gene Ontology annotation, cellular component: MKS complex. Gene Ontology annotation, biological process: non-motile cilium assembly; protein localization to ciliary transition zone. NCBI's taxonomy places the organism in Eukaryota, Metazoa, Chordata, Mammalia, Chiroptera, Rhinolophidae. Bases 167 to 589 code for a protein of 140 amino acids. The record is from RefSeq and is a predicted model, not a curated record. The transcript is spliced from 5 exons.
UCCGCGGUUGCUAAGGCAACUGGGCGGCGCCAGUGAAAGCGGGAAGACGGCGUACGUCGAAUUUUUGCCUGCUAACCUGGGAGACUUUCAAGAGUGGCGCUGCCUGAGCUUCCAGCCUUAGAGACCACGGCCUCUGCUCCAGGAGGUGCCCUUACCCCUCGGAGCCAUGGGCCGGAUCUCGGGGCUCGUGCCCUCUCGCUUCCUGACGCUCCUGGCGCAUCUGGUCGUCGUCAUCACCUUAUUCUGGUCCCGGGACAGCAACAUCCAGGCCUGCCUGCCUCUCACGUUUACCCCUGAGGAGUAUGAGAAGCAGGACAUUCAGCUGGUGGCAGCGCUGUCUGUCACCCUGGGCCUCUUUGCAGUGGAGCUGGCCGGUUUCUUCUCAGGAGUUUCCAUGUUCAACAGUACCCAGAGCCUCAUCUCCAUCGGGGCUCACUGUAGUGCGUCUGUGGCACUAUCCUUUUUCAUAUUUGAGCGUUGGGAGUGCACCACAUACUGGUACAUUUUUGUCUUCUGCAGUGCCCUCCCAGCUGUCACUGAAAUGGCAUUAUUCAUCAGCGUCUUUGGGUUGAAAAAGAAACCUUUCUGAUCACUUUCAUGGGAGCCUAGGGAGGAAGGCUGGAGAAGCAAGGGACCAUUGACCGUUCCUGGAAGGAGGAAAGCAAAAUCUUCAACCUUCCCCCGUAAGACUGCAUUUGGUGGAGGAUUUUAAAGUAAUUAUCUGUCGAGUCUGGGAUUAUCAGCGUUUUAUUUAAUGAUUUGUAAUAAAACCUAUUUUAGAGUAAGAUCAAGGCUUACAAAAAUUUCAGAGGAGAAUUGGGGUAGCCAAACUACUAGAGAAACGGAAGGCUGUUUUCCUUGCAGAUUGUAUCGCUUUUUUGGUUAUUACGGUAGACGCCGGGCAGAAGGGAGUGGGCGGAGAUAUGUAAAUAAGUAAUGCCAGCAGGACUGCAAGAUCGUGGAGUGGAGCAUUCUGGGGAAGUUAGUUUAUCCCUUUUGGCAGCCAAAUGGGGAAAAACCUGUAUUUUAAAAAGAUCUGCAAAUAAAUGUAGCAACAGAAAUGUAAGAAUAUGAAUAUUUUAGGUAGCUCCGACUAACAUGUUAUAUUCUCACCCUUGCUUAUAGCGGAAUCUUUUUUACUGAAUAUGGUAAUGCCGUCAGAAGUUCCUUAUCGUCAGGUAGGAUAAUCCUUACCUGUUCCUCUUCGGAGGACAGAUUAGAAUGUGAUGAUUGGAGUUCGCAUGAUUCGUGAUUAACGUCUCUGCGUAAUCAGGUCUUGCAACACCCUGAUUGCUCCUAUCUGAUUCUUCCUGG